CUAUUCAACUUUCAUAUGCGACCAUGGUGCAUCAUCCAUAUAGUGCAUCAGCAACGUGCACAACCUUAUUAUGUGUCCUCAUUGUGCGUUUUCAUUGGGCGUCCUCAUUGUGUGUCCAAAUUUUACGUCCUUAACGUGAAACCUCAUUGUGUGUCCUCAUAGAAUGUUCUCAUUACAAAAAGAAAGUGAUAAAAUCCACAGCAAGCCAAAAUAUUUAAAAUACUGUAACUAUGACUACGUGGGCAACGCUGGACAUUUAUGUUUUCAAAAAACAUGGACUUGAGUAAGGAUUAAAAGAUCGUAUUUCAUGAAAAAAGAUGGAUGCAUAUUUUGCAGAAACAAAUGAAAAUGAUAAAAAUGACAUCAUUUAUUAUAAUUUUGUCCAGUUUGGUUUUUGGGACAGUUCUGGGACAGGAUGGUAAAUUCUCAGGGGGUGAAUCAGUAUCAUCAGCUUCAUCUUCGUCUGCGAGCACUAGUUCUGAUGGUGGAGGAAUCAGCAGUCGUUCAUUUGAUUCUGGUUCAUCUGAUUCUGGUUCAUCAUCUAACAGUUUUUCAUCGGAUUUUGGUUCAUCAUCUGAUUCUGGUUCAUCAGGUGGGAGUAGUGGACCUGGUUUAUUUGGCUUGAUUGCAGCUCUAUUGGGAGGAGGUCGGCCUGCUCCUCCUGCCCCCAGGUUUAAUCCCAGAGGAAGAGCACAAGCAAGAGUUGGUUCACGUGGUGCCAGAUAUACUUACCAGAGAAGAUUUAGACAGUACCAGAGACAGCGACCUCAACAAAGACAACGUCCAAGACGGUUUCAGUCACAGCCUCAACUAUUUGUGCGGCGAAGACUUUAAGAUCUGUUCAAAUACAGCCCCAACCUUUAAGAUCUGUUCAAAUACAGCCUCAGCCUUUAAGAUCUGUUCAAAUACAGCCUCAGGCUUCAAGAUAUGUUCAAAUACAGCCUCAGGCUUCAAGAUCUGUUCAAAUACAGCCUCAACCUUUAAGAUCUGUUCAAAUACAGCCUCAGGCUUCAAGAUAUGUUCAAAUAUAGCCUCAACCUUUAAGAUCUGUUCAAAUACAGCCUCAGCCUUCAAUAUCUGUUCAAAUACAGCCUCAGACUUCAAGAUCUGUUUAAAUACAGCCUCAACCUUUAAGAUCUGUUCAAAUAAAGCCUCAGGCUUCAAGAUAUGUUCAAAUAUAGCCUUAACCUUAAACAUCUGUUCUAAUACAGCAUCAGCCUUCAAGAUCUGUUCAAAUACAGCCUCAACCUUCAAGAUCUGUUCUAAUACAGCCCCAGACUUCAAGAUCUGUUCAAAUGCAGACUCAGACUUCAAGAUCUGUUCAAAUACAGCCCCAGACUUCAAGAUCUGUUCAAAUGCAGACUCAGACUUCAAGAUCUGUUCAAAUACAGCCUCAGGCUUCAAGAUAUGUUCAAAUACAGCCUCAAACUUCAAGAUCUGUUCAAAUACAGCCUCAACCUUUAAGAUCUGUUCAAAUACAGCCUCAGCCUUCAAGAUCUGUUCAAAUACAGCCUCAGGCUUCAAGAUCUGUUCAAAUACAGCCCCACCCUUUAAGAUCUGUUCAAAUACAGCCCUAGCCUUCAAGAUCUGUUCAAGUACAUCCCCAGCCUUUAAGAUCUGUUCAAAUACAGCCCCAGCUUAUCAAGAUCUAUUCAAAUACAGCCCCAGCCUUCAAGAUCUGUUCAAAUACAGCCUCAGACCCAUUUCUAAACACGGUAGACAUAUGUUAACCAAACAUGCAAAAGGAAAGUUACCAUAAGUUUCUAAAUUAUUAUUAAGAAUUGGUAUAGCUCAAAAAAUUUGGAAAAUAAUGCCUUUUCUUUACAAACUUCAAAACUCGUGAAUUUCCAGAUUUUCAAUACUUGAACAAAUUGUUUUUUAAAUGGCCAGAAAAAACCUUCAAAAUGGUCAGUAAUAAAAAAUUUACCUAUUUCUCUAUUUCAAAACGGUUUUUUAUGUUUUGGUUUGCCUGGCCUAUACAUUUUUUUGUUUAGGAAUAAAAUAGUGAACUGAUUUGGUUCAAGACUUGUAGGUUUAUUGUUUAACUCAAGCUUUUCAAAGAAUUGACAAUUAUAAUUAUGUUUUGAUAAAUAGAAUUUUGAAAUGUAGAUUUUAGGUCGAAAAUACAAUUUUUUUAUACGUGC
Eurytemora carolleeae is the source of this 2144-nucleotide messenger RNA. RefSeq names its product sericin 1. The record is from RefSeq and is a predicted model, not a curated record. The transcript has 8 exons. The coding region runs from base 322 to 834 and encodes 170 amino acids. NCBI's taxonomy places the organism in Eukaryota, Metazoa, Arthropoda, Copepoda, Calanoida, Temoridae.